This is a messenger RNA of Anthonomus grandis grandis, 1788 nucleotides long. Its product is annotated as synaptic vesicle glycoprotein 2C-like. The coding region runs from base 139 to 1755 and encodes 538 amino acids. Gene Ontology annotation, biological process: transmembrane transport. Gene Ontology annotation, molecular function: transmembrane transporter activity. The transcript has 9 exons. Lineage: Eukaryota; Metazoa; Arthropoda; Insecta; Coleoptera; Curculionidae. Gene Ontology annotation, cellular component: membrane. The record is from RefSeq and is a predicted model, not a curated record.
UUAGAGGAUAUAUAAUUCACACAACAUUUCACAAGUGAAAAAUCUUUAUCAUUAUUUAUGCUGCAAAGCAUCAUUUAAGGCAGAAAUUUAAAUAUAAAUAGGUUUUUUUAAAUGUUAAUUUGUUACAAGUGAAUAAUAAUGACCCAAGUUAGUGAGGAAAUCGUGGUAAAAGAAACGAAACUCUAUAGUGAGGCUGUUAAACUCACCGGCUAUGGAAAGUAUAAUCUAUUCAUCCUCCUUGCCACCGGAGGGUGUCUCAUGUGUGUUAUCAUCGAGAGUAUGUCGAUGUCCUUUAUAAUACCGGCGGCCCAUUGCGAUCUUGGCCUCAACAUCACCGAAAAGGGCGUCCUGGUGUCCAUUAACUUCUUGGGCAUCAUUUUGACGUCACACUUUUGGGGCACCAUGGCAGACGUCAGGGGCAGAAAGAACAUUUUGGUGCUCUGUCUUAUUGUCGGUUCGAUUAUCAGUUUGGCUGCCAGCUUAGCACCGUGGACCUGGCUUUUUAUAUUGCUCCGGUUAUUAAAUGGGAUGUUUAUUGGGGCAGCCUCAUCCAUAAUCUACGCUUUCGCCGGUGAAUUCCACGACGACCGAUACCGUCCCAUGGUGAUAUCGUGGAUAAGUUCCUUCGUUGCUGCCGGACAAUCGUACAUCCCAGGUUUAGCUUGGGCCAUUCUGCCAUACGAUUGGCAUUACAAUUUGGAAGCUUUAGGGAUCGAAUUCCGACCAUGGAGGCUGCUGCUGAUCGUUUAUGCCCUUCCGAGUUUAAUUGUGGCCGCCCUCUUGUCAUUUUUACCAGAAAGUCCGAAAUUCUUAUUGGCCCAAGGGAAGCACGAUCACACAUUAAAAAUUCUACGCCAAAUGUUCGUUAUUAAUACCGGCAAGAAAUCGCACGAGUUUCCAGUGAGUACCGUCAUCUUGGACGAGGUUAUUAUCGAAAGGAGUGUAAACGAAGAGAAACCCGGCAUGCUCAAGUCCUUAUGGACCCAAACGGUUUUCUUGUUUAAUAAAGAGUUUGCUGUCAAAACGGUUUUGUGUUCUUAUUUGCAAUUCGGAGUGUUCUUAUCAACCUCCGCGUUGUCGCUGUGGUUCCCACAAAUAUUAAACGCCUUAAAUAAGUACGCGCAAGAAGUCACCAACUCCGGAGUUACCCUUUGCGGCGCCAUGGAGGCCGAACAAACUGUCACCAAUCAAAUGCAAAAAACCAUUUUUAUAGAUACACAGUUCUUAUGGAAGGAAGAUAGUGACAAUUCUACGAUCAUACAGGAAGUCAUUUGCGACGAUUCAGUCGAUACGGGGGUCUAUUUGGUGGUUCUAGUGGUAGCCUGCGCCAUUGGAAUAGCAUAUUUGAUCAUCGGAGCUUUAAUUAGCAGGGUGGGCAAGAAAACCCUCUUGAUAAGUGCAUCGACGUUUACGGCGGCAUGCGGCCUGGGAGCCCAAUACUGCUCAGGCCUAGAAAUAAUCCUGAUCCUUUGCGGCAUUUACCUUUUGAUCGCUUCGAUGGUGGGGGUGGUAAACGCCCUCGUGGUCGACUUAUAUCCGACGCACAUAAGGGCGAUGGCCUUGGCGGUUUCUUUGAUGUUCGGACGUGUGGGCGCGAUGGUCGGCUCCAAUUUAAUGGGAGUUUUAUUUUACAGUUACUGCGACUACGUUUUUAUUUUUGUCGCCUGUAACCAUUUACUGCUUGUGGUGGCCGCGAUAUUACUACCUACGACGAGCAUAAAAAAGCCAGUAGAGGCCCAAGAAACUAUUAAAUAAUUAUAAAUUCUUAUCAAUAAAAUUUUAAAACUA